Penaeus monodon (black tiger shrimp) is the source of this 333-nucleotide messenger RNA. It is a transcript of the gene Tbca, whose product is annotated as tubulin-specific chaperone A-like. NCBI's taxonomy places the organism in Eukaryota, Metazoa, Arthropoda, Malacostraca, Decapoda, Penaeidae. Gene Ontology annotation, cellular component: microtubule cytoskeleton; cytosol. The record is from RefSeq and is a predicted model, not a curated record. Bases 1 to 333 code for a protein of 110 amino acids. Gene Ontology annotation, molecular function: beta-tubulin binding. The transcript is spliced from 3 exons. Gene Ontology annotation, biological process: post-chaperonin tubulin folding pathway; tubulin complex assembly.
AUGGCCGAUCCCCGUAUCAAGCAGCUGCGCAUCAAGACUGGAAUUCUCAAGCGCACUUAUAAGGAGAAGAUCAGUUAUGAAAAGGAAGCUGAGCAGAUCCAAGAGAAGAUCAGGAAGAUGCAAGAGGAAGGUCAAGAAGUUUACUACAUCAAAAAGCAAGACCAGCUGUUGCAGGAAACCCAAAACGUCAUUCCUGAUACCCAGAAACGCCUCAAUGCUGCAUACCAUGAUCUGAAAACCCUUGUGGAAACAGAGACUGAAUUGGAAGAAGCAGAAGAGUAUCUUGCAGCCAAGGCUGUCAUUGAAGAAAGUGCCUCUCAUAUUACAGCCUAA